AUGUUGAACGUGCUAUUGAGGAAGAACGCCUUUGGUCUAGUGGGUAGAAAAGGGCUGGCAACCGCCGCUGCCGCUGCCAAGCAUACCCCUAGAAUGAAGACCUUCAAAGUUUACAGGUGGAAUCCGGAUGAGCCCAGUGCUAAACCUCGCUUACAGGCUUAUCAAGUGGAUUUGAACGAUUGUGGGCCUAUGGUAUUGGAUGCGUUGCUGAAGAUCAAAGACGAACAAGAUGCUACCCUAACCUUUAGAAGGUCAUGUAGAGAAGGUAUUUGUGGUUCAUGUGCCAUGAACAUUGGUGGUAGAAAUACUUUGGCUUGUAUAUGUAAGAUCGAUCAGAACGAAUCCAAACAACUAAAGAUUUACCCCUUGCCUCAUAUGUUCAUUGUCAAGGAUUUGGUGCCUGAUUUGACUAAUUUUUAUCAGCAAUACAAAUCUAUUCAGCCUUACUUGCAGAGAACAUCGUAUCCAAAGGAUGGAACAGAAGUGCUGCAGAGUAUUCCGGACCGCAAGAAAUUAGACGGUCUGUAUGAAUGUAUUUUGUGUGCAUGUUGUUCUACUUCAUGUCCAUCUUACUGGUGGAACCAGGAGCAGUAUUUGGGGCCCGCCGUUCUAAUGCAAGCUUAUCGUUGGCUCAUUGACUCGAGAGACCAAGCUACAAAGGCAAGGAAAGCCAUGCUGAACAACUCCAUGUCUUUAUACAGAUGUCACACCAUUAUGAACUGUACCAAAACCUGCCCAAAGGGUUUGAAUCCUGGUUUGGCUAUUGCUGAAAUUAAGAAAUCUUUGGCGUUUGCCUAG
Molecule: messenger RNA, 798 nt
Organism: Saccharomyces eubayanus
Lineage: Eukaryota; Fungi; Ascomycota; Saccharomycetes; Saccharomycetales; Saccharomycetaceae
Gene: SDH2
Product: succinate dehydrogenase iron-sulfur protein subunit SDH2
Exons: 1
Coding region: 1-798 (265 amino acids)
Biological process (GO): respiratory electron transport chain; tricarboxylic acid cycle; aerobic respiration
Cellular component (GO): mitochondrial membrane
Molecular function (GO): 2 iron, 2 sulfur cluster binding; electron transfer activity
Source: RefSeq, a predicted model, not a curated record